AUGCACCUCGAUGACCCUGACUUGCUCCACAACAUCAACCGUGUGAUUCGCGAAAUGGGAUUAGUCGGUAAAGCGGUUACAUUUCGGAUGGACCAAGAAGCGGCUCUUGGAGCCCUUGCCGAGAAACUCACCAAGUGCGAUAGCAGCCCUGCCAGCGCAACAUUGAUUGACGUGGUUCCGGGGUAUCGGCCCCAGUCGAAAGGAUCGAUUGAGCGGCAGGUUGAAACUAUGAAGCAGGGUUUCUGGUCUGUUUGGUUGGACCUGGAGAAAGAGGUUGCUAAGGUGAAGCAGGAAACGGAAGCCGUUGAGCUUGGGAAGUAUCAGUUACCUUUGGGAGGUUUGCUUUGGCAAGCCUGUGUUUUCUAUGUUGCUAGGUGCUAUAACCUCUGGUGUACCAGCGUCGGGGAUUCGAGCACUAGCAUAGAUCGACUGCAUGAGGAGAUUGUGAACCGAACUCGGACGAGACCGUUCGGGUGUCUGGUUCAAGCUCAGGUCAGUAAGUCCAAGGCGCACCAUGAUAAGUUCAGGGGCGCCCGGACCGUGAAAGCGGUUUAUCUGGGACCGGUGCACGCCAAAGGUGGCGGCAUCUUUGCCGUCCCUAUCGGAAGCAGGGAAAUAGAUAUAUUCCCCGUCGCCAGAAUGAUUCAGGGAGGUGACAUCUACGAUGCCAAGACCCUGGAAGAGCUAUCUUUAGCUAAGCCUCUUCUGCAGGACACUGAGGACCCCGAGAGGCCCAUACUGUUUGAUCCUUUGGAGGCUCCUGGUGAUGAUGCUCCCGAUGAGGGGGCUGGUGCGGGAAUGGAUGAAGAUGGUGAUGAAGAGAUGAUUGAAGAUGAGCUUGCUGACUAUUCUCCGUCGGAAGCGCCUGAGAACCAGGAGGUUGUGAACGAUGAGGGGGAUAUGGAAAUAGACUGGCUCACGAAUCACUAUCUUGAGUCCCUGUUUCGAGGGCCUGACCUGCGAGCCACCUCCGCUGCAGUUGCAAAGUCGUUUGAUUUGAAGUUUGGGGGUACGAAGAUAAGGUGUGCUGUUCCCCAGAACGCUGUGUCUGAGACUUCGGGAGAGAAGCUAGAACCCGACCUCCUUUACACAUCAAUGAAGCUUGAGUUGGAAGAGUUGGAGUCCUUCAAGGUUGGGGAAGUGAUCCCUGAGCGCGAAGCUCGCCGUCUUGCUAAGGAAAACGGCAGGCGAGUUUUGACUAGCAGGUGGGUCAACACGGUCAAGAAGAAGGGACUGUAUAGAUCUAGGCUAGUCGUGCGGGAUUAUGCCUCUAUGGGAGGCACCACCUUGAGUGAGGGAAUUUACUCUCCUACUACUUCAUUGGAGGGUCUGAGAUUGCUUCUGUCAAUGCUCUGCCGACGUGGCAGUGUGUUGUCCUGCGAUGUCUCGGUAGCGUUCAUGCAUGCUCCCGUAGCGAGGGCAGAAUUCGUAGAGUUGCCGAAUAAUGUGAGCACCCAGGGGACUGGGGAACGAGUUUUCGUCAAAUUGCGUAAAGCGAUGAACGGAUUGCGGUCUGCUCCAUUAUCUUGGUAUUGCGAGUUGGCUGAAUACUUGCGCUCUCAGAACUUCGAAGCAAGUUUGGACCCCACUAUAUUCCGUCGUCUUACGAGGAAGGGUUUGACGAUUGUGUUGUUUUAUGUGGAUGACUUGCUGAUCUAUAGUGAAGAUGAAGCUGAAGGGCGCCGGUUCUACGAGGAGUUGCGUAAAAGAUACAAACUGAAACUUACGGGCGAGUUGAUUCAAGAUUGCCCCGGGGAAGUCUCGUUUCUCGGUCGGCGGAUCUUUCGCCGUAAGAAAGGGGAACGUACGGUGUAUUUCGGGCUAGACGAACAGUACCUGAGUUCCUGUUGCGAGGAGUACGGAAUCACCAAACCUGCACCAAAGCUCCCUUCCCUUGAACGCCGCUAUGCUGAGUUGCUGAAGAAAGGCCAGACUGAGCUGAUCAGUCCAGCUGCUCACGAAAGGUACAGAAGGACUCUGGGCCGUUUGGCCUGGGCGGCUCUGUCACGACCAGACCUGCAGUUUGUGUGUGGGUUUCUGGGCCGCCACCAAGCAGCUCCUGACGAAGCUGCCGAGACCUGUAUGAGGGAUGUCCUUCGUUGGGUCAAGGGUCUUCCGCACAAGGUCCAGAGGUUUCCGAGCAAAAGGGAGAUCUUGGAAGAUGAUGCGGACCCUGCCUCUGUAUCUUGUUUUACGGACGCGAGCUGGAGUCUGAAUUCGGUAAGCGGCGGGAUCAUUACGUGGGAGAACUGUUCCCUGAAAAGCUUCAGCAGGAAACAAACGACUACCGCACUCUCCAGUGCGGAAGCAGAACUCGCUGCACUCACAGAGGUUGCUCGUGAAGGGUUGUACAUUGCUUUGCUUGCGGAGACCAUCCGCGAGGGUAUGCCGAAAGACAGGGAAACCGGUUAUUAUGUUCUUAAGGGAUAUUCUGAUUCCGAAUCGGCGGUUUGUAUAUCAAAGAUGCAGACCCUCCUGAGGAAAGUGAGGCACAUCGAACUGCGUGCCGCAUUCCUUCAGGAGCUGGUGGCCAGGGGUCGUUUUACUAUAGAACACAUACCGGGAGUGAUAAACCCUGCGGACGCCCUCACGAAGAGUCCCACCAACGAAAGUUUGGCUAGUUUGUACGAUGCCUCUGGCCUUGUGGAUGAACCGAAGGCCUGGGAGAGUGAGCCUACUGAGGUGCACGUGUCUUUUGAAGAGCCCAAUGAAAACGAACGUUUUACUCCGUCUGUUCCGCCUUCCUGGAAAGCUGUCAUUGCCGGUGCGGAAGGAGCCCUGCUUGAGGUUGUGGAGGCGAUGGAGCAGCAUGGUUGCAUGCAGGAGGGCACUUUCGUUUGGAGGGCUGCUGAGCUAGCAGUGGAGACCCACGAAGAUGUGCCUAGGCAUGUGGCUUGUUGGGCAAUUGAGGAUGCGCUUGCAAAUUUGACCUGUCCCAAAGUGCGGCCUGACGUGCAUGUGAUCAGUGCUAACAUCACUGCCUGGAGAAAGGACUUGUGCUCUUGGAUUGCUCAACACAAGGCGGCCGUUCUGCUGCUGCAGGAAACACAUCUUUCGCCAGACCAGCCUGACUUGAUUGAGGCUCAGCUUGGGUUUCAUGGUUAUAAUGUUUUUAGCGUCCCGGCCCAUCCCACCGGCAAAGGUGGCACAUCAGGUGGUCUAGCCAUCUGUUUUCGCAAGCACUUGAACAUGAGGCGUGUGCAUCACUUUGUCCGGGCGGGGGUUGGUUUUCAGGUGGCGGCCCUCAGGUUGAAAGAUGCCGAUUGCUAUUUUGUGAAUGUUUACCUGAAGGCCGGUGAAGGUUUCCAGGGCAGCCACAAUGCGCCAAUCAUUGCACAUUUGAUCCCUUUCCUUCGUUCGGUCCGUGGCUUCUUUUUUGUGGCUGGUGAUUUCAACGAAGAUUUUGAGGUCAUUGCUGCCACCAGUCUUGAGCAGGAGGCCAAAGGCCGGUGGAUCAGUUCUGGUGAGUCCACAUGUGCUGGGGGUGGCAAUAUCGACUAUGGCUUGAUGUCGCCCUCGCUGGCCUCGGCCGUUUCGCUUUCGAUUGAUUGGGUCACUCCUUUUGCUCCCCAUGCAGCCCUGCACUGGUCUCUGCAGGUUCAGCAUCUGGAUGUUAAGCUACCCCAGCUUGUCAGCCCCUUUGCAAAGAGGGCUGUGCAUUGUUUUGCGGAUCACUGGCAUGGCAGUGAGGCCACGUCCAAGGGCAUGCGUCCCUUGUUCAAAAGUGUGCGGGCAGAGGAGGUCAUCACCAUUCGGCCGUUUCUUGAAGCGCCCGUCCAGGAGCGCAUUUAUUUGCGGUGGCGCCAAUGGUUUGACUUGUGGUCGCACCCGGCUGGGGUGGACCAGGACCUUCUUGCGACGCUCAGGGUAGCAGCUGUGGAGCAGGCCCAUAACAUUGCGCCAAUUCCUCUUGACAAGGCUGUUGCCUUCUUUAAGAAAUUGCCCUCCAAGGCGCCGGGCUUGGACGGGUGGACGUGUGAGGUCCUCCGUAAUCUCAGCGCCGAGGCAGUUCAGGCCAUUCUUGACUUUUUGCACCAUUGCGAGAAACGGGCCGCGUGGCCGGAUCAGCUGAUUUUCGCGCUUAUAGCGCUUUUACCCAAAUCUGAAAAACGGGAACGUCCCAUUGCCCUUCUCCAUGUCUUGUAUCGGGCUUGGGCAAAAUUGAGGUGGCCGCUGGUGUCUGCAUGGCAAUCUGCGUAUGCCCGGCGGGCUCACUGGGACAAGGCACUGCCUGGUGGCCAGGUUUUGGAUGUGGCCUUGGCCAGGCUGAUGUUGGGCGAAACAACCCGUCGGUGCAGGCAUCACCUGAUAACACUGUUUCUUGAUAUGGAAACCUUUUAUGACCGAUGCUUGUUUAAUGAUGUCAUUAGUUCGGGUCUUACCCUUGCUUACCCGCCCUUGAUUUUGCACCAGGCCAUGCUCACUUACAUGGGUCCCAGGUUUGUGCAGUCCGAAGGCGCCCUCUGCCCGCCUAUAUGGCCGGGCAGGGGAGUCCUGGCAGGAUGUCCUGCGGCACCUUCGGUGUCCAAACUUGUUACACACCCGGUUGCCGCCAAACUCGCCUCUAAGAAGAGUGCCUCCAACUUAGACAUUUGGAUAGAUGAUCUGUCCUUGGAUACGGUUCAUAAAUCACCGCUUCAGGUUGCUAGUGAUAGCCUCAAGCUUUUUCGAGGACUGAGACAGGACUUGGAGUCCAAAGGGGCCCAGGUUUCGCUUUCCAAAACUUGCUUUGUGACUUCGUCCACUGAGGCUGCCAAAGCUCUUGGCAAAAUUCUUGAUGCCUCGGAUCCGCAGGUUAAGCCGAUGAACCGUGAUCUCGGGAUCACCUCGGCGGGUGGACGCAGGCGGGUGCUGGGCUUGGCAGAGAGCCGCAGGAAAAAGGCGGCAGGGCGAUCGCGCAAGCUCAACAAGCUUGCUGUGCCGGGGCGAGCACACCGUUUACGGAUCGUUCGCGCAUCCCUGUGCUCGGCAGGCCUGUGGGGCCAUCAGGCUCAGGGGGAUAAGUUUCGGUCGACUUGGGCCGACAUUUGGUUAUGGCUCAUGGCUUCCAAGCAUCCUUGGAAAAAGGUCAAUGGGCCCUUGGCGGCUCUCAUGGCCUACCUGCACGAGUUGGGUGUGCAGGCUCCUCAGGCUCACCGUUGGAGCAGAGAUGGCAGCAUCUUGACCAUUGAUUGGUCUAGUCCCGAUGCCACUCGCCGUGUGUGGCACUGGCUCCUACCAGUUUGGGAAGAUGUUCGCUUGCAGCGAGUCUCCUUGAAUGAUGGGUGCCAAAAUUUGAGAGGUGGCCUGGAUGCCACUGUUCCUGAAAGACUGCAGAAAAGGAAGUUUUUCAACAAAAACAUGGCUGUGAAUCUUCAGGCUCUUUGGCAGGGUGUCAUUGUCCGCUUGAUUUGCAACAUGUUUUGUGGGAUUGCCCUUUCAUUGCCCAGCCUUUCCCUGCGCCUCAGCACUUUCGUGCGGCCCGCCAGCAGUUUCCGUGGCCUAGCCUUUGGCUCCGAGGUUUGGUUCCGCAAGAGGCCACGGCGUUACUGA
Messenger RNA from Symbiodinium sp. CCMP2592, 5532 nucleotides. The record is from the annotation of a GenBank genome assembly. NCBI's taxonomy places the organism in Eukaryota, Dinophyceae, Suessiales, Symbiodiniaceae.